CUUCGAUGUCGUCAUCGGCUAGUGACGAGUGAUUCAACUCGGAUAUGACAAACUUUCAGCGUCAGUAGACAUAUUGCGUGUGUUUAUAAAGAACAGUUACCUCGGCAUCAUUUCGAUAAUGACCUCUCGAUUGUGUUUCUUUUUAUUCAGAACGAGAAUACCCAGAUCACGUGUCGCGGGAAGUCUUUCGGUUCCCAAAACAUCAUGUAACGUUACAACUGGAAGCGAGCAUGAGGAGGCAGAUAAAAGAGCUGCACACACCUCUUUAUAUAUCACUGAUUCGUUACUGGGGUGUGCUGUGUCACACAACCGAGGCGGAAUGAGUUUCUGCAGAACUUUCUCCACUUCUGUAAGCAGUUCUGAAGCCAUCGGACAUCUACAGUCAACACACUAUCACCUGGUUUACACCUGCAGAGUGUGCUCCACUCGCUCUAUGAAGACAAUAUCCAAGGUGGCAUAUCACAAGGGUGUUGUCAUUGUAACAUGUCCCGGAUGUAAAAACCACCACGUAAUCGCUGAUAAUCUGAAGUGGUUCUCUGAUCUGGAAGGGAAAAGAAACAUAGAGGAGAUCCUGGCUGCUAAAGGAGAAUCAGUGCAAAGAGUUCAAGGAAACGAGGCCCUGGAAAUUGUUGCAGAGGAAUCGAUAAAGGAGGCAUCAAGAAAUAAUCCAGAUGAACAGAAACCAGCACAUCUGGGCGAUGGUUCAGACAAAACAUGAUUGACAUUUGUCAAGUGCUGGACAUUUAUUAUUGUUAUAUUUUUAAUAAAGCAUUAAAAACAAC
Messenger RNA from Carassius carassius (crucian carp), 782 nucleotides. RefSeq names its product DNL-type zinc finger (gene dnlz). Gene Ontology annotation, molecular function: zinc ion binding; protein-folding chaperone binding. The coding region runs from base 119 to 718 and encodes 199 amino acids. The record is from RefSeq and is a predicted model, not a curated record. The transcript has 3 exons. Gene Ontology annotation, biological process: protein folding; protein stabilization; protein import into mitochondrial matrix. Gene Ontology annotation, cellular component: mitochondrion. NCBI's taxonomy places the organism in Eukaryota, Metazoa, Chordata, Actinopteri, Cypriniformes, Cyprinidae.